Molecule: messenger RNA, 2774 nt
Organism: Dipodomys ordii (Ord's kangaroo rat)
Lineage: Eukaryota; Metazoa; Chordata; Mammalia; Rodentia; Heteromyidae
Gene: Fbxl2
Product: F-box and leucine-rich repeat protein 2
Exons: 15
Coding region: 66-1337 (423 amino acids)
Biological process (GO): SCF-dependent proteasomal ubiquitin-dependent protein catabolic process
Cellular component (GO): SCF ubiquitin ligase complex
Molecular function (GO): protein binding
Source: RefSeq, a predicted model, not a curated record
AGGACAACGGGCGUCGCCGGCGCCGUGUGACUGAGGGCUGUGGGUGCUCUCCCGGCUCUUCGGCCAUGGUUUUCUCAAACAAUGAUGAAGGCCUUAUUAACAAAAAGUUGCCCAAAGAACUUCUAUUAAGAAUCUUUUCCUUCUUGGACAUAGUAACUUUGUGCAGAUGCGCACAGAUUUCCAAGGCUUGGAAUGUCUUGGCCCUGGAUGGAAGCAACUGGCAAAGAAUAGAUCUCUUUAACUUUCAGACAGAUGUUGAGGGUCGUGUGGUGGAAAACAUCUCGAAGCGAUGUGGCGGAUUCCUGAGGAAGCUCAGCCUGCGAGGCUGCAUUGGUGUUGGGGACGCCUCCUUGAAGACCUUUGCCCAGAACUGCCGAAACAUUGAACAUUUAAACCUCAACGGGUGCACGAAAAUCACGGACAGCACAUGUUACAGCCUUAGCAGAUUCUGUUCUAAGCUGAAACAUCUGGAUCUGACCUCCUGCGUAUCCAUUACAAACAGCUCCUUAAAGGGCAUCAGCGAGGGCUGCCGAAACCUGGAGUACCUGAACCUCUCUUGGUGCGAUCAGAUCACGAAGGAUGGCAUCGAGACAUUGGUGCGAGGGUGCCGCGGCCUGAAAGCCCUGCUCCUAAGGGGCUGCACACAGUUAGAAGAUGAAGCUCUGAAGCACAUUCAAAACUACUGCCAUGAGCUUGUGAGCCUGAACUUGCAGUCCUGCUCACGCGUCACGGACGAAGGUGUGGUGCAGAUAUGCAGGGGCUGCCGCCAGCUGCAGGCCCUCUGCCUCUCGGGCUGCAGCAGCCUCACCGAUGCAUCUCUCACAGCCCUGGGGUUGAACUGCCCAAGACUGCAAAUUUUGGAGGCCGCCCGAUGCUCCCAUUUGACUGACGCAGGCUUUACACUUUUAGCUCGGAAUUGCCACGAGCUAGAGAAGAUGGACCUUGAAGAAUGCAUCCUGAUAACGGACAGCACGCUCAUUCAGCUUUCCAUUCACUGUCCCAAGCUGCAAGCCUUGAGCUUGUCUCACUGUGAGCUCAUCACGGAUGAUGGGAUCCUGCACCUGAGCAAUAGCACCUGUGGCCACGAGCGCCUGCGGGUGCUGGAGCUGGACAACUGCCUCCUCAUCACAGACGCAGCCCUGGAGCAUCUUGAGAGCUGCCGAGGGCUGGAACGCCUCGAGCUAUACGACUGCCAGCAGGUCACUCGAGCAGGCAUCAAACGGAUGCGGGCUCAGCUCCCUCAUGUCAAAGUCCAUGCCUACUUUGCUCCCGUCACCCCCCCACCAGCUGUAGCAGGAGGUGGACAGCGACUCUGCAGAUGCUGUAUCAUUCUGUGAGAGCAGCGGCGGCCUGGGCCCAAGGAGUGAUGAAGGGUCUUCCUCCAGAAGACUAGAGACUUCCAAACUCUUCUACCAUCACCCAAACCUGUUGAUUCUCCAUUGGGAAAGCACUUACAGGUAAAGAACUUUGGUGUGGAUUGCAGGAACUCUGGCAAUAGCUUUCACCUGUACUUUGCUGUAAUGCAAUCAAAGCCAAGCCUUGUGUCAGCACAUGGCAAGAGUGGCCUAGUGUAGCCAAGACCACACAGGAAACCAGGAUCCCUUCAGAGGUGGGUACCUAGCCUUGGUGUAAUCCCUUACACAGAUUGUCAGUGUUAGCACAAAUUGAACAGCAAAACCACCUGGUGACUUUCUACCUGAUCCUUAAGCCAGUGGCCUACUUCCAUUUUGAUUAGCAGGACUUUUCCACUUUGUAGAUUAAAGAGCAACUUUAUCAAAGUGACUACUGCAAAUUCAUGAUGCCUGAUAGUUUUAUAUGUAGAAACCUAUGUGGAAGGCAUGUUAACAGAUUUAUGUAAAACACCAAAGAAAUGACUAAACUGGGUGAGGCAAGGUCUUCACCUUUCUGUUUGUAUCAACUGUUACAUCCACCUCCAGGGACCAAAAACUGAACAAAAGCAGUUAGGUUUGUGUUACAUAAUUGGGAAGAUAAAACACUCAUAUGCUAUAUAGCAUAUAAUGCAUUUUUGUUUUUUGUUAAGGGGGGGAAGCCAAUUAUGCCCACACUUCUCAAAAAAUUUAGGAGAUCUUAAAUAUGGGAUAAAAGCUUAAAUUACAAUCAAUUAAAAAAUGAUGGAUGGAUGCAUGUAGAAUGGAUGUGAUUUUAGAUAUCAGGCUACACAAGAAUAAUUUAAAAACUUUAUAUACUUAUAACUCAGACAAGUAGUGUUGGUGUCUUUUAGACUCAAAAUGAAUAAACCAUUGAAAUGCCUAACAGAAUUACAUCAAAAGGUGUUACUGUAAUCUUUCUUCCAUUCAGAAAGCUAAGCAAAAUGAUUUCCAAAUUCAGACCUAGUUACCUUAUUUUGAUGAAUUCUUGCUCUGUGUUGUCCACAUUUGUGACCUUUAUUAAGAUUAGAACUCACCACCACCUUCAUUGUUUAGGUAUUAAUGGUAGCUGACCCUUCCUAGCAACCAGUCCCCAACCUGAAGGGCUGAGAACUUGUGAGAAGUACAACAGGAAAAAUGAGAGGUCUUCUAUGACUGAGCAAUUAAGAAGUGUGUUUAAAGACACACUGCCACAGCUACAUUGUAGGUGGAAAAGGCAGACCCAUACAUGCCUGCCACGCUGACUCAGCAGGAUCACCAGAGUAUUAAAAAGCUGAUGACUUUUAUCGCCUUUUGAUAUGUUCCAGUAUUCCCUGAUUUAAGUUGUAUGAAUGCCAUAGCAGUUAUUUAAAUACAUACCCUGCAGGAUGUAUGACUGAUGCUGGA